This is a messenger RNA of Toxotes jaculatrix (banded archerfish), 2405 nucleotides long. It is a transcript of the gene impdh2, whose product is annotated as IMP (inosine 5'-monophosphate) dehydrogenase 2. The coding region runs from base 369 to 1985 and encodes 538 amino acids. The transcript has 15 exons. The record is from RefSeq and is a predicted model, not a curated record. Gene Ontology annotation, biological process: GTP biosynthetic process. Gene Ontology annotation, cellular component: cytoplasm. NCBI's taxonomy places the organism in Eukaryota, Metazoa, Chordata, Actinopteri, Toxotidae. Gene Ontology annotation, molecular function: IMP dehydrogenase activity.
CAGACGGGAAUAACGCACGUGUUGCAGAGAGCUGCAGAGAGAAUAUGAGCGCAUUGAGCUCGUGCUGACAGAGAACAAAUAAACGUCCAUACCAACACUUUCUGGUCAGUUUGUAGCCGGUAACACUCUCACACGGCUCGUAUCAUCUCUGCAGCUAGGAGAGGGCACGGAGCAGGACGACUGCCGGACGGUGAAGUGGCCGAGAGGGAGAGCAACAGACGGCGGAGGAAGAAAGUUCUCGGUGUCUGUUCCCGGGCCUGAGUGUGUACUGUGUGUUUUUGUAUUCACUCGUUACCUUCGCAGCUCGUUAAGUGGGUUUAUAGUUAGCUAAACCUGAACGGAGGACUCGUGUGGGUUGUUUGGACGUCAUGGCGGACUACCUGAUCAGCGGGCAGACCGGUUACGUCCCCGACGACGGGCUGACGGGACAGCAGCUAUUCAACGGCGGAGACGGGCUCACAUACAACGACUUUCUGAUUCUUCCAGGUUACAUCGACUUCACAGCAGAUCAAGUGGACCUGACAUCAGCACUCACCAAACAAAUCACCAUGAAGACCCCCUUCGUCUCCUCUCCCAUGGACACCGUCACAGAGGCCAACAUGGCCAUCGCUAUGGCGCUAACGGGUGGCAUCGGCUUCAUCCAUCAUAACUGCACUCCAGAGUUCCAGGCCAAUGAAGUUCGCAAAGUCAAGCGUUAUGAGCAGGGUUUCAUCACAGACCCUGUGGUGAUGAGCCCCAACGAGCGCGUACGGGAUGUCUUCCAGGCCAAGGCUCGCCACGGCUUUUGUGGCAUCCCCAUCACAGACAACGGCAAAAUGGGCGGCAAGCUGGUGGGCAUCAUUUCUUCCAGAGACAUUGACUUCCUCAAGGAGGAGGACCAUGACCUGCCACUCAGCGAGGUGAUGACAAAGAGAGAGGAUCUGGUGGUUGCACCUGCUGGAGUGACUCUGAAAGAAGCCAAUGAAAUCCUCCAGAGGAGUAAGAAAGGUAAACUACCCAUAGUGAACGAAGAGGGAUCCCUGGUGUCCAUCAUCGCCCGCACAGACCUGAAGAAGAACAGGGACUUUCCUCUGGCCUCCAAAGAUUCCCGUAAACAACUGCUGUGUGGUGCUGCCAUCGGCACCCACAACGAUGACAAGUACCGACUGGAUCUGCUGGUGCAGAGCGGGGUGGAUGUAGUCGUACUGGACUCGUCUCAGGGCAACUCAAUCUUCCAGAUCAACAUGAUCAAAUAUAUCAAAGAAAAGUACCCCCACCUACAAGUCAUCGGAGGCAAUGUGGUGACUGCUGCUCAGGCAAAGAACCUGAUCGAUGCAGGAGCGGAUGCACUGAGAGUAGGGAUGGGCAGCGGCUCCAUCUGCAUCACACAGGAAGCUCCCCCCAGUGUACCACCAGCAAUAAAGCUCCACAGCCCCAAAACCCCAACCACUGUUACGGGAUACAGCAUGCUGGCUUGCGGCAGACCCCAGGCCACAGCUGUCUAUAAGGUAUCCGAAUACGCUCGGCGUUUCGGUGUGCCGGUCAUCGCCGACGGGGGCAUCCAGACCGUCGGGCACAUCGCCAAAGCCCUGGCACUGGGAGCAUCCACAGUGAUGAUGGGUUCUCUGCUCGCCGCCACUAGUGAAGCCCCCGGUGAAUAUUUCUUCUCUGACGGCAUCAGGCUGAAGAAGUACCGCGGCAUGGGCUCCUUGGAUGCCAUGGACAAAAACCUGGGCUCCCAGACCAGAUACUUCAGUGAGAGUGAUAAGAUUAAAGUUGCUCAGGGUGUUUCUGGAGCAGUGCAGGACAAAGGCUCCAUCCACAAGUUUGUUCCCUACCUCCUGGCUGGCAUUCAGCACUCCUGUCAGGACAUCGGUGCCAAGAGCCUCACACAGCUCAGAGCCAUGAUGUACUCUGGAGAUCUGAAAUUUGAAAAGAGAACAACGUCAGCUCAGAUGGAGGGUGGAGUCCACAGCCUGCACAGUUAUGAGAAGCGUCUGUUUUGAGAGGAAGCCAGUCGCUCAGUGUGCAGACGAGGAAUCCUUCCAACAGACGCAUUAUGCAAACACACACACACUCAAACGCACUACUUGCCAGACCCUCUCGUAUUCAUACACUAGACAUGCACAACUAACUUCUCAUACAAUUAGUUCAUAAAAAAACAAGUUUACACUUAUAACUAAAUAACACACACCAAGGAUCCAUCAGUCUUCCUUCCAGUGUCAUCUAUGCAUUGUCUGUGUUUAGUAUAGCUGUUUGUGUGUGAAGGAGGGGAACUAAGCAUUUAUCAAUUGGCACAUGUGUGAUUGAAUCCUCCAAUGCCUGUCUUGCUGUAUUAAUAUAAAAUGUCUCCAGUAUAAUGGUUUGUUAAUUUUAAGGCAAAAAAAAAAAAGUUGUCCAAAAAUAAAACUCAUGUUUUUCCACAA